This is a messenger RNA of Spirodela intermedia, 4265 nucleotides long. The record is from the annotation of a GenBank genome assembly. Lineage: Eukaryota; Viridiplantae; Streptophyta; Magnoliopsida; Alismatales; Araceae.
AUGCGGCAUCUGGCGAGCUCCCUGCCGCCGGGGAUGAUAAACCUCUUCUCAUCUCCUCCUCCCAACCCGCGAAUCAACGAGCCCCUCCGCCACAAUGUGCCGCCGCCCCCACCGCCGCUUCCGCGGAGAAGACCCGGGAGGUCCCCGGAAGCUCCUCCUCCCAGUGACCGCCCUACGGCGGCGUCCCCCGCUCUGAGGGCCGCCCACAGCAGGACCAAGUACUAUAAGCCCGUUCCCCUGGCCGGAGGCAUCAUCGCCGCCGACGACCACGACAGGAAGGUCGUCGUCGGUGAAUCGGGUGUCUCCUACCUCGUCCCCGGUGCCCCAUUCGAAUUCCAGUUCAGCUACUCGGAGACGCCGAAGGCGAAGCCCCUGGCGAUCAGGGAGCCGGCUUUCCUCCCAUUCGAUGCCCCCUCGAUGCCGCGGCCAUGGACCGGCAAGGCGCCGCUCAAGUCGAAGAGGGAGAAGGAGCUGAAGAAGCAGAGGAGAGUCCGGCUGCUGGAUCCGCUUGGUGGCUCCGAGCAGGGCGACGAGACUGCUGAGACCGGCACCGGGAAGGUGCUGAAGAUGGCGAGGCCGGUCUCUGGCCUGGUUCAACGCCCCACAGACGGGAGGAGCAGGGAGGAGAUCCUAGGAAAGCCUCUGACCAGAAUCGAGGUCAAGGCCUUGGUGAAACCUCAUUUGUCAGACAAUCGCCAGGUGAACCUCGGUAAGAACGCUGCCCUCUGGCUUUUUGUCCUCUCUACUUCCUUUUGAAGAUGAAGAUGCCAUGAUAUACAGAGCAUUACCUCAAAGAGAAGGACCAAUCCCCCAGGCUAUGCCUAUUUGAUACAAGAGAGUGGGCAUCCAUCCACAAAGUCUGGUGGUUACUGUGAAUGAUUUCAGACUUCCCCAUUAGACAUUGUCCCAGUUCUAUACCGCCUCCGACCUAAAAGUAUGUAUAAAAUUUUUGCCGAGUGGAAGGUAGAUCCAAUGGACUGAUCUCUUAGCAACCUGUACUAUUCACGAAGGUGUAUCGAAAAUGCUUAAAGAAAAACCACAUGACCGCUGGAUGAUGAUGAACAAUCAAGGUAUUUGAUCUUGCAUUUCCUUUAUAUGGUAAAAAAGGAUCAUUGUAUCUCUCAAUGUAGAGCCCUGCGCGGUUAGUUUUAUCUUUCUUUGAGAAAUUGUAAGAUGCCUGGGUUUCUAUACAAGUUUUGAAAAAAAUUGAACCUGGCUAGCGACAGAGUCUAUUCUCGUCGUCAUUUUCUUUGGUCAAUAAAGAUCAUACUUGCAAAGAGCAUAGAAUGGGCAUGAAUCUGUGGUGUUUUUACUCAUUAUUCAUUGCUCAAUGUUAGUCUCCUCAUAACUAUUUGCUCAACACUCAGGUAGGGAUGGUCUUACUCAUAACAUGUUGGAAUUGAUCCACACACAUUGGAGGCGCCAAAAAAUUUGCAAAGUUCGAUGCAGAGGUGUUCCAACUGUGGACAUGAACAACGUUUGUCGUCACCUUGAGGUUCUUAUCUUCAACAUGUGUGAUAUCUUGAUGAUUUCUUCUCUGGAAAUUAGUUGCAAUGAAAAUAUAAAAGGAAUCCGCUCUCUUACUUGCUCUGCUCUCCUCCUCAAUGUCUCAUAGAUUCUCGUUUUCCCUUGAUUAAAAGAAUAAUAAUUCAUAUUUAAAAGUUUUGAACCACUUCAUGGAAAGCAAAGAAGAGACUGCCUAGAUCAGACCACUGAAUCCAAAUAGUAGUCUGGGCUCUGAGAGUAUUCCUCUCCUCAUGAAGGGGGUCUAACAUGGAGGAAAUAAAUUGGCUAUUUAAUGAUGAAAAUGGCGAGGCUGUCCAAUUUAGAUUGAGGGUACUGCCCUGACUCAUAAUUAUAUAAAGAGGGGCUUCGAAGUUUGUGGAAUGAAAUUAUAUGCUUAUGAUUUCUUCUCCUCUAUGGGAGGGAACUUUUAACUUCAUUUUUAUGUAAAAACUGCCAGACUAAUGAAUGUUUUGUUACCUCAGCCUCAAUGAUGUAAUUUUUAAUAUUCGUAUUUUAUUUUAUUAGUUGUAUAUGGUUGUGUGCUCUUAAACCCAAUGUGAUGGAAAAGGGUUCAUGAGUCCUUUGUUAUUCAUGGGAUGGGUUGUAGUUUUCUGCAUUUAUAUGGAAAAAUUAUCAAUUUACGGAUACCAUAUUACUUUGAUUUCCUUCAUUGCAUUAUUUAUUGCAUGUGGUACUCUUUUUACAUAUAUUGUGCAGUAGAUCAUUGUAAAUCUUGCAGAAAAUUAUGUAUCGUAAGUUGAGUGGACGGCUGUGGUAGGUAGGGAGCUCAUUUGAUUGGGGACCAGAAAUACAUAAAGAGAUAUAGAUGGGGGCUUAGUCCGGCUGAUGUAAUGUAGUGGCAAAAGAGAUGGGAGUUGGAAGAUUAGAUUCAGCUAAGGACAACGACCCAUUAUUUAUUUACUAUUAUGGAGAGGAUUUUUACUUGGUUUUAGAGCAUAGAGCAUGGAAAACAUUUAUUGGAGCUUUUUUUUUUAUACAUAAACGGUCUUGCCUUCUCCCUAGGGACAUUUUUACCCUUCUAUUCUUAGUAAAGGCUUGUCUUCUUGUGGAAUGAAUAUCAAGAUUUCUCUGUUCUUCGUGAUCAUAAGAUUCACAGUGUGCCUCACAUUCUUUUUCUGUGCGUUUUUUUUUUCACUUCAAAUGUAUGAAAUCCGUGAGUCGAGAUCAUGACCAUGGACCACCUGCAACAUUAUUGAAUGCCAGGAGAAGACCGGAGGCAAGAUCAUAUACCGAAUGGGCGGUGUUGUUUAUCUUUUCCGUGGUAGAAACUAUGAUCCUCGCACUCGUCCACGCCUCCCAACAAUGCUCUGGAAACCGGCUACACCUGUUUAUCCGAAGUUGAUUCAGGAGGUCCCGGAAGGACUGACAAGAGUUGAAGCUGUCGAGUUCAGAAAGAAAGGAGAAAGCCUGCUCCCUAUUUGUAAACUAGGUAAUAAUAAAAGCCAUCUUGCCCGUAUCUUUUCUUUAAGAUAUUUCUUAGAAUAAUCCAUGGAUUUAAUAGAAUAAAUCUGCGUACCUAAAGAAGAUGCAUUCACCCGCAAACGGAGUUCAUGGACAAUCCGACGGGUUUUUUUUUUCCCAAUUACCUGAAGUUACUUACUCGAGAUGUUUGUAAAAUUCGAACUAAUUUUCCUCUCACCGUAUAAAUAAUCCAAGGAUGAAUCCAGAUAUCCAUCAUGCUACUCAAAUUCCUUUUCUUUUCUUUUUUACAACAUCAGGUAUCUUGCCGUUGUGCAUUACUUCGUGAUACAAAUUUUUUUAUUUAAGAAUACUUUCAGUUAUUUUUACGUCAAGUUUUCAAGCACGAACUAAUUUACAAGAAUCUGUGUGGUGUCGUUUCUAUUUUUGAUGAAUUUCUAUCGAUCUGGUGAAUUUUUGUGCACAUCUUCUUCCCUUGGGCUGAAAAUUUGAUUGGAUCGAAAAAAAAAGAGGAAAGAAGUCUAGCCAUGUGCUCCCAUGACACGAAUUAUGUCGUCUCUAGAAGACCAAGAUUCAGAAACUUUGGCAUCCAUUCUCUGCAGAUUUGACGAUUUUAUCUCUCUUCAUCCAUCUAAGCAUAAGUUUUAUUGGAAAAAUCUACAGAUACGUUUACAAGUUCUCAUGCAGGAGAAGCCAAUUGGCGUUAUUUCUAUUUUUUAUGAGUGUUUACAAUUAUCUGAUGAUCAAAUAAUUGUGUCCUCUAUUGGGCAAAAAAAAAAAAAAAAAAAAACAUGCUCGUAUGAGAUUUGAAUGGAUGCCUCCAUGGGAACAGGAUCGAAAGAUUUUUCAUACCCAUUUUCUGCAAACUCAGUGGUCUCAAUUUCCCUUUCUCUCGCAGCCAAAAAUGGUAUAUACAUUAGUCUGGUGAGGAACGUCAGGGACGCUUUUGAAGGAAGCCCGCUGGCCAAGAUCGACUGCAGGGGACUUCAUGCCAGUGAUUACAAGAGAAUAGGGGCCAAGCUUAAAGUAAAUUCUGCAUCCAUGAGAGCCGAUUUUAUGUUUCUAUAAUUUUUUAUAAAUAGUAAUAGAGAGAAAACAGAAAAUUAAUGACCAGAGUCUACUGGAAUGAAUAAUUUUAAUAUUUUUUCUAUCAGGAGCUGGUUCCAUGUGUUCUUCUCUCCUUUGACGAGGAGCAAAUUCUGAUGUGGAGAGGCAAAGGCUGGAAGUCAAAAUACCCAAAACCCCUUUCAACGGACCCAAGCGCAGGUAUGAUCUCGGUUUGCUUCUUUUUUUUUUUGUUCCUGCUCCGACUCAUUUAA